This is a messenger RNA of Ceraceosorus guamensis, 2619 nucleotides long. RefSeq names its product putative NADPH-cytochrome P450 reductase. The coding region runs from base 187 to 2322 and encodes 711 amino acids. NCBI's taxonomy places the organism in Eukaryota, Fungi, Basidiomycota, Exobasidiomycetes, Ceraceosorales, Ceraceosoraceae. Gene Ontology annotation, molecular function: FMN binding; NADPH-hemoprotein reductase activity; flavin adenine dinucleotide binding. Gene Ontology annotation, cellular component: cytosol. The transcript has 7 exons. The record is from RefSeq and is a predicted model, not a curated record.
CAACGCACUCACGAUUUCCGUCUUGCAUUUGUGCAUGACCAUCCCCAUCCAAGCUCCGCGACUUGCUCCAACCUCUUGCCCUCAACAUCAUCUCUGGUGCAUCGCAUUCCCACCUUUCGCUCAACCACACCCAUCGCUCCCUGCGCCCCUAGACACUGGUCUUUGAUCUGGUGAAACUCAAGCAAGAUGCCGUCUACGGCUGACCUCUUAGUCCUGGCUCUGAUCGGCCUUGGUGCCGUGGUGUAUCUCUUCAAAGACAGCAUCUUUUCCAAAAAGAUCGACACUUCCGCGAGCAAGCUUGCGCAACCAACCUCCUUUGACGAGGAAGGAGGAGAUGAUUUUGUCUCCAAACUAAAGGAGCAGAAAAAGCGCAUUGUCAUCUUUUAUGGCUCUCAAACUGGAACUGCAGAGGAGUAUGCAGUGAAAAUCGCAAAGGAAGCAAAGGCUCGAUUCGGCACCUCUUCUCUCGUGCUCGACCCCGAGGAAUAUGAGUUCGACAAGCUAGACGCUCUUCCCGCGGACGCAGUAGCAAUCUUUGUUAUGGCCACCUAUGGAGAAGGCGAGCCCACAGAUAAUGCUGUGAAGCUUGUAGAGCACGUUGCCGAAGAGUCACCACAAUUCACGCAGGGCGACAAUCUCGAGAGUCUCAAGUACGUCAUCUUUGGUCUCGGCAAUCGCACAUACGAACACUACAACAAGGUCGCCCGCGAUCUGGACUCACGCUUGCAGGAGCUUGGGGCAACUCGCGUCGGCGAGCGCGGAGAAGGCGAUGAUGACAAGAGCAUGGAAGAGGACUAUCUCGAGUGGAAGGAUGGCAUGUUCGAGGCUCUUGCGCAGGAGUGCGGUUUCGAAGAAGGCGGUGGCGGUGAGGUGGAAGAUUUCGAAGUUGCGGAAAUCGAUGAUUUCGAAGAGGACCGCGUGUACCAAGGAGAGCUCUCUGCCCGUGCUUUGCUUGGAACCAAAGGAAUCCACGAUGCCAAGAACCCUUACCCUGCGCCCAUCAUCAAGGCGAAGGAGCUAUUCAGUCUGAGCGGCGAGAGGUCAUGCGUGCACAUGGAAUUCGACAUCGAUGGAUCGGGCAUCUCGUACCAGCAUGGCGACCACGUUGCUGUCUGGCCCAACAAUCCAGAGGUCGAAGUGGAGCGCAUUUUGGCUGUCCUGGGUCUCACCGAGAAGCGCUUCACAGUCAUCGAUGUCGAAUCCCUGGACCCAACGCUCGCCAAGGUGCCCUUCCCCGUGCCCACUACUUACGAUGCCAUUUUCCGCCACUAUCUUGAUAUUUCAGCUGCAGCUGGUCGUCAGGCAGUAAAUUCCUUUGCAAAAUACGCCCCCAGCGAGGCUGCCAAGACCGAGCUCGCGAAGAUCGGAUCGGACAAGGCGUACUUUGGCAAGAAGGUCGCAAACCGCUCCCUCAAGCUCGCAGAGGUUCUGCAAAUCGUUGCUGGCGAUGACCUUCGCGCGGAGCCUAGCAAGUCCACCCCAUGGCAAAUCCCCUUUGACAGAAUCAUCUCUGCGAUACCCCGCGUCGGCCCUCGAUUCUACUCCAUCUCUUCCAGCCCCAAGCUGUAUCCGAAGGCCGUUCACGUCACCGCGGUCGUCCUGCGCUACCAAGCUGCAGACGGAGGAGAGUACAUCCAUGGACUGGCAACCAACUUUAUCAGCACGCUCAAGCAAAAGUACAACCAGGAGCAGGUUGACGCUCGCAUCAAGUCUCCUUACUACAAUAUCGAGGGACCUCGAGGCGCGUAUAUUGCGGGAGGUCACCUUCGCGCUCCUAUCCACAUUCGUCGCUCCACCUUCCGAUUGCCCACUUCCCCCAAGAUCCCAGUCAUCAUGAUCGGCCCUGGUACAGGUGUCGCGCCAUUCCGAGGAUUUGUGCAGGAGCGCGUAGCUUCUGCGCAAAAGGCGAUCGAAAAGAAUGGACCAGAGGCGCUCAAAGAUUGGGGCAAGAUCAGAUUGUUUUACGGAUGCAGAAAGUCGAACGAGGAUUUCUUGUACAAGGAGGAGUGGGAAGAGCACAAAAAGGCCCUAGGAGAAACGUUUGAGAUGCACACAGCGCUCUCUAGAGAGAAGUUUAAGCCGGACGGAUCCAAGCUGUACGUGCAAGAUCUUGUUUGGGAGCAGCGCGAGGCCAUCGCCAAGGACAUUCUCGACAACAAGGCCUACAUUUUUGUCUGCGGUGAAGCUGCAGGCAUGGCUAAAGAUGUUGAAGCGACCCUCGUUCGCAUCUUGUCCGAGGCCAAGGGAAGCGCCGAGGAUGGCAAGAAGGAGUUGCAGCUUCUCAAGUCCCGCUCGCGUCUCUUGCUAGACGUUUGGUCAUAGACUGUCUCACCUACAAUUCAGAUGUCGCUUCGAUUGUGCUGUCCGGAACUGGGGAAAUGAUAUGGCAUGGCUGCGUCUAAAUUUUAGCCAUCCCUCCAACGCACUCCCGUCAUUGGACCCCCACCCCUCUCUUCGCCUCGGUGCGAUCUCCCUCCCCCUUUUCACCUUUUCACUUCGAAGCUAUACCGGUCGAGUCUCCCCUCUACAUGUGACUUGAUCGCCUUCUAAGCUACCAAUCUUGCACCUUGUCCGAGGUCACACGAAAUCGCAAAAUAAAUUUUACAGAGGCUUUGGGGG